This is a messenger RNA of Alternaria viburni, 252 nucleotides long. RefSeq lists its product as uncharacterized. Lineage: Eukaryota; Fungi; Ascomycota; Dothideomycetes; Pleosporales; Pleosporaceae. The transcript has 2 exons. Bases 1 to 252 code for a protein of 83 amino acids. The record is from RefSeq and is a predicted model, not a curated record.
AUGUCUUCUCAAUCCAACACUACCUCACCAAGCGAUCUGCCACGCUAUUCUACCACUGCACCACCGCCAUACUCAUCUUCCGAUGCGAACUCUCUAGUCUCAACGAAAUCAACGUCGAAAAGUAUUCUGGCAAAGUUGCUGAACCGAAAGCCUGCUGAAGCGACGUCGCAGUCGAGCAACGAAGCACAAAAGAAAGUGGAUGAGUCUGAGAACAGAGCUGCUGCGAGAGCGGCGUACUUCUCCGGGCUCUGA